Molecule: messenger RNA, 4050 nt
Organism: Theobroma cacao (cacao)
Lineage: Eukaryota; Viridiplantae; Streptophyta; Magnoliopsida; Malvales; Malvaceae
Product: Zinc finger (C3HC4-type RING finger) family protein
Source: RefSeq, a predicted model, not a curated record
UAUUAGCAAAAUUUAAUCGGUAUAGCCUGCCAUCCUAGGUUCCUACUAAAAUGCAUGAAAACUUUUAGUACUACACUAAUUUCCAAUACCAACAACCUUUGGUUCAAUGAUGACGUGGAAGUUGUUGGGAUCACCAUCAUCAUCAUCAUCGCUGAAUGAUUCAACCUAAUCGACGGCUAAGAUUAGUAGAAUAAGAACCCUAAUCAACAGUAUGAUGAGAUGCGUAACAUUGCAUAAGAUAAUAUCUCCUGACACCUACCGUAUAUGAAUCAUGCAUCAAUAACAGAGAAACCCCGAGAAUUUCAAAUCUGAUAACAAUACUCGCGAGAGACGGGAGUGAGGAGCACGUUGGAAGUGAAGACUACAGCUUCCACACUCAGAACUGUCAUUCAUGUGCACGCGGUGAAGUAGCGCGUGAAGGGGGGUAUAUACAAAGUGCAUGGAGCAUGAAAGGCAUGGUGGGAUGAUGAGGCUUUUAACAGGUCGGUGGGGAUAACGUGGUGGAGACAGAAGGGAGGAGGGAGGGAAAGGAGAGGCUGAUCGUUGACCGGUGACGUGAAAAAUCAACCAACACGUGCCGGUUAAACAGGUUAAAAUUCCUUUAAGUUACCAUUUCCAAUGAAUAUAAAUAUUCAGUGGAAGAAAAGCUCAUCUCUGGAUUUCGCAAAUAGAGAAAGGGCAAAGGGAGAGAGAGAGAGAAAAGGAGCAGUAGAUCUCAAGCCUUUUUAGUUGCAGAGAUCUUUUUGGGGCUAUCGAUAUAGAAAUUAGAAAGAAAGAGAGAGCAAAAAAAGAAAUAGAAAAGGGUAAAGGAACAGCUGGGUUUUUUGUAUCAUAAAUCCCACUGGUUUGUCUCUUUGCUUUUUCCCGCAUUUGAUCCCAUGCUCGUAUCGUUAAGCUUUGAUCCUACCCUUUUGUCUUCUGUCGCAACCUCAGAUCGAUCAAAACAAAACCCUUUUUCCUUUUCUUUUUCUUCAUCUCAUCGAAAAAGAUAAAACAAAGGUGGAGUUAGAUACAGAUAAAAGAGCAGCGAGAAACGAAAAAGCAGCAGUAAGAAAAAAAAAAGGAAGGAAAAAGGAGAGUGUGUGUUACUUACUUUGUUGGUUCUUCUAAGCUUAAACUCUUUACCUUUUUUCUUUGGGUGACACUGAAAAAUGGGUACUGGUUGGAGAAGAGCCUUUUGCACUACAAUCCCUAGAGAACCUGAAACCACUGUCUUAGACAAGCAGCAACAACAAAGUCCAAGUCCAAGUCCAAGUCCCAGCCCCAGAAGUUGUGCCAAGUUAAGCUUUUUUAAAGGUGGAAGUAACCCUUCUACUCCCCGUUUUCAAUCUCAACCAGUUUCUCACCCGAGUCUCCGUUGCCGCACUACUGUCGAACCACCUUCCACAAAAGAAAGCCCCACUCUCCAAUGCAAAACCACCCCUAAAUCAGCCACUAAAAGUCCGAAACCAAUUCUCUCCUCAAAUCCUUCCUCUCCUCGUUCCCCACUCAAGCUCUCACUUUUCAGAAACAGUUUCAAGUUUAGAAGUAGUUGUGGAAUCUGUUUGAACAGCGUGAAGACAGGUCAAGGAACAGCCAUUUACACAGCGGAAUGUGCACACUCCUUUCAUUUUCCAUGCAUAGCUGCUCAUGUUCGUAAACAUGAUUCCCUCGUUUGCCCCGUUUGCAAUACCACCUGGAAGGAUGUUCCUCUUCUCUCCAUUCACAAGAACCAAACCCCUCCUCAAAAUGACACCGUUUUAAUUGAAAGCACCACACCAAGAAUCGAAGAGAAAAAAAUCAUCGAAUCUUAUUCACCAAGAAUUGUCAACCAAACACAACCAAAACCAAAACCCAAACCCAAACCUAAACCAUCUGAUUUAAGGUCCUACGAUGACGAUGAACCAUUGGUUUCCCCAACCGCCGGUGGCCGCUUCAUUCCCAUUCCAGAAGCUGAUGAAAACAUUGAACAAGAAGAAGACGACGACGUCGAGGAGUUCCAAGGAUUCUUCGUCAAUCCCAACCCUUCAUCGGCCGUCAAAUCUGAUGACGUACUCCCGUUCAACGGGCGUGAUUUGAGGAAUGUCCAGGUCGGACUAUCUCCUGAAACGGCGGUCGUUUCAGUGGGCCGUGGAUACGAAACUUACGCCGUGGCUUUAAAAAUCAAGGCCCCACCGCCUCUCCCCGCUAAAGUACAAGCUUCUUCGUGGAAUAGUGGCAAUACUGCGUCACAUUUGGACCCUUCCCAUCGUGCGCCUAUCGAUUUGGUUACGGUUCUUGAUGUGAGCGGAAGCAUGACCGGUGCUAAACUCCAGAUGUUGAAGCGCGCCAUGCGUUUAGUGCUUUCCUCGCUCGGCUCGGCUGAUCGGUUAUCAAUUGUGGCCUUCUCGGCUAGUACAAAAAGGUUAUUGCCUUUGCGGAGAAUGACGGCUCAGGGUCAACGAGCUGCUCGGCGCAUUAUUGACCGGCUCGUCUGCGGUCAAGGAACCAGCGUUGGAGAGGCGUUGAGAAAAGCUACGAAAGUGCUCGAGGAUCGGAGGGAGAGAAAUCCAGUUGCUAGCAUUAUGUUAUUAUCCGACGGCCAGGAUGAACGAGUCCAAUCCAAUGCUUCUAAUCAACGGCAUCAUUCAGGCCACGUGUCGUCCACUCGUUUCGCUCACAUAGAAAUACCGGUUCACGCGUUCGGGUUCGGGCAAAGUGGCGGUUACAGUCAUGAGCCGGCUGAGGAUGCGUUCGCGAAAUGCGUUGGUGGUUUACUAAGUGUUGUGGUACAAGAUUUAAGAAUCCAGCUCAGCUUCGUAUCUGACUCAGCCCCAGCUGAAAUCACAGCUGUUUAUUCUUGUAAUGGAAGACCUUCUGUCUUAACCUCCAGCUCGGUGCGGCUUGGCGAUUUGUACGCCGAGGAAGAAAGGGAGUUACUAGUGGAAUUGAAAGUUCCGACAUCGGCGGUUGGGUCCCACCAUGUGAUGUGUGUUCGCUGUCUUUACAAGGACCCUGCUUCGCAAGAAGUUGUAUACGGGAGAGACCAAGCGCUUCUCGUACCAAGGCCUCAUGCCGUUCGAUCAUCGGCUCCCAAAAUCGAACGCUUGAGAUUCUUUUUUAUCACAACUCGAGCCAUCGCCGAAGCGAGGAGGUUGAUCGAGUGCAAUAACGACUUGACAAGCGCUCACCAUUUGUUGGCUUCGGCUCGAGCCUUGUUGAUGCAGUCGAAUUCUUUGUCGGCUGAGGAGUACGUAAGAGGGUUAGAAACUGAGCUGGCGGAAUUGCAUUGGAGGAAACAGCAGAUGAUGGAGAUCCAACGCCGGAGGGUGAACGAGAGGGAGAGAGAAAGGGAGGCGACGAUGGUGGUGAUGGAUGAGAACGGGGAGCCACUUACACCGUCAUCGGCUUGGAGAGCGGCUGAGAAGUUGGCCAAGGUAGCCAUCAUGAAGAAGUCGUUGAAUAGAGUCAGCGAUCUACACGGCUUCGAAAAUGCCAGAUUCUAGUUUUAUUUUUGAAAAAUUUUAUUUUUAUAAAAAAAUGGAGAAAAAUGAGGGAUUAAGGUUGUAAUAGAAUGGAAAAAAGCUGGUAGCAGACGGCGCGGGCCUUUCUGCUAUGGACUAUAAACUAAAAUUCAAGAAUUUGAUUGGUUGGGUUGCUUUAAAAAAGAAAAAAAACUUUUGUAUUUUGUCUCUCUUUUUCUUUUUUCCCUUGAAAUAUAAUCCCCAUUCCCAUUAUCUUAUGUGCAGGAAAAAAAAAAAGGAAAAAGUUUGUGUCUGUACUGUAGGGAUUUUUAAUGAUUCAUCAUCAUCUUACGAUGUUGUAAAUGCUAGGGUAAUUGGGUUUCUUUUUAUUUGGCAAGUGGGAUAUUAAUGCUUUAUCUUUUUUCUUUAUUUACUUAUAUAGUUUAUAAUGUUAUCCCUUUGGGGGGUUUCGGAUAAGUUGAUGGUCAAGUUAAAAAAGAAAAAAAGGGUAGGAGCAGGAGAUGGUGUAGAAAUGAUUGGGGUAGCUAGGACUUGGAAAUGAUAAUGAUCAAUGAAUCAUUUUCUUGUUAUUAUAUUCUCUAUGGUUAUUACUGAUUCUGCUUUUGAA